Messenger RNA from Leptosia nina, 1113 nucleotides. Lineage: Eukaryota; Metazoa; Arthropoda; Insecta; Lepidoptera; Pieridae. The record is from the annotation of a GenBank genome assembly.
AUGGCCUUUUCGUAUUCAAAGUGGAAAUUACAUCGGACUGUAGACCGCUCCCCGCCGGAGCAACCGUACCCCGGCGUUUCGAUUUUAAAACCGCUCACCGGUGUCGAUCCAAACCUGUUUUCGAACUUGGAGACGUUCUUCACUCUCGACUAUCCGACUUACGAGAUUUUGUUCUGCGUGGAAAAUGAACAAGAUCCGGCGUUGAUGCUGGUCAACAGCCUCAUUCACAAGUAUCCUCAGGUGGACGCAAGGUAUUUCGUGAGCGGGAUGCGCGUCGGCGUGAACCCUAAGAUCAACAACAUGCACCCUGCAUAUAUGGCAGCUAAGCACCCCUUAAUACUAGUUAGUGAUUCGGGAAUUCGCAUGCGAGACGACACUCUCCUGGACAUGGUGCAGCAUAUGAAGGAGGACGUGGCGAUAGUGCACCAAAUGCCGUUCACAUACGACGCGGACGGUUUCGCUGCCGUCUACGAAAAAGUGUACUUUGGAACUGCGCAGGCGCGCAUGUACCUAGGGGCAGACUUCUUAGGGAUCAACUGUCACGUGGGUAUGUCCUCCCUGAUGAGGCGGUGCGCGCUUGAAGAGGCGGGGGGGCUGGCUGCAUUUGGGGAGUUCCUGGCGGAGGACUUCUUCAUGGCGAAAGCGGUGUUGUCACGCGGGUGGCGGUUGCGCGUCGCGUCGCUCCCGGCGCUUCAAAACUCUGGAGACAAAUCGAUAGGUGGCCUGCAGGCGAGGCUGAAGAGAUGGGCGCGGUUGAGGAUAGCUAUGGUGCCCACGACGGCUCUGCUUGAGCCACUUAGUGAAUGUCUACCCUUAGGAGCCGGUGCAGCGUGGGCCGCCGGCCAGCUCUUUGGCGCGGAGCCCCUACCGUUCUUUCUUGUCCAUGUGCUAGUGUGGUUUCUGUCAGACUGGCUCAUGCUACGCUCUGUGCAGAAUGGGUCGCCGCCCUUCACGAAAGUGGAGUUCCUCCUUGCGUGGGUAUGGAGCGAAUGCUGCGCGCCACUGGUCCUGGCGACCGCCGUGCUUCGACCCGAGAUAUCGUGGAGAGCUCGCAGCUACCGGCUGGACUGGGGCGGACGAGCUCACGAGCUCAAGCCCAAACUCAAAUUCUGA